GGUGAGAGGUUCUGAUGAUGUCACAUUACAUCGUUAUCUAUGGAUUACUCCACGGUGAAGAAGACGUCUAGUAAUCUGAUACAUGAGAAGAACAAUGAGAAGAUCCUAGAAGUCGUCCACAAGAUGAUGGAGCUGCUGACUGGAGAGGUUCCUAUAAGGUGUCAGGAUGUCGCUGUCUAUUUCUCCAUGGAGGAGUGGGAGUAUUUAGAAGGACACAAGGGUCUGUACAAGGAGGUCAAGAUGGAGGAGGACCAGCCCCUCACAUCUCCAGAGAGAUCCAGUCAGAGGACAACACCAGAGAGAUGUCCGCGUCCUCUCCUUCCUCAGGACGGUCAGAUGACUGUACUGGGAGCUUGGAGAAACAUCUCAUAUCUACAUAUUAUAAUGCAGAUGAUCCAUGUGUCAUAUCAGAUACAUAUGAAGAGCGUGCCAUUAUCCCAGAUGUACCCUCAGACCUUCACAGCAAAAAUCUAUCAUCUCAUCCUUUAAAACAAGUCCAAUCUUCUAAUUCAUCACAUACUCUUAAUCAGAAUGAAACUCGCAGAAGAUGUUCUGGAACCCAAAGAGCUCAGAAAAAGCCGUAUUCAUGCUCAGAAUGUGGCAAAUGUUUUACUUGGAAAUCAGGCCUUCUUCAACAUCAAAGACAUCACACAGGUGAGAAGCUGUAUUCCUGUUCAGACUGUGGGAAACGUUUUAUUAACAAAUCACAUCUUCAAAACCAUCAGAGAAUUCACACAGGAGAGAAGCCGUUUUCAUGUUCAGAAUGUGCGAAAUCCUUUACUAAAAAGUCAGUUCUUCUACAUCAAAGAAGUCACACAGGAGAGAAACCGUAUUCAUGUUCAGAAUGUGGAAAAUCUUUUACUCAGAAAUCACGUCUUCAUAACCACCAGAGACUUCACACAGGGGACAAGAUGUAUUCAUGUUCAGAAUGUAGGAAAUCUUUUACUGAGAAAUCAUCUCUUAAGAGCCAUCAGAAAAUUCACACAGGAGAUAAGCCAUUUUCUUGCUCAGAAUGUGGAAAAUGUUUUACUAGAAAAACACAUCUUGAAAAACAUCAGAGAAUUCACACAGGAGAGAAGCCGUUUUCAUGUUCAGAAUGUGGAAAAUGUUUUACUAGAAAAACACAUCUUAAAAGCCAUCAGAGAAUUCACACAGGAGAGAAGCAGUUUUCAUGUUCAGAAUGUGGAAAAUGUUUUACUAGAAAAACACAUCUUAAAAACCAUCAGAAAAUUCACACAGGAGAGAAGCCGUUUUCAUGUUCAGAAUGUGGCAAAUCUUUUACUCAGAAAUUCCAUCUUCAGAGCCACCAGAGAAUUCACACAGGGGACAAGCCGUAUUCAUGUUCAGAAUGUAGGAAAACUUUUACUGAGAAAUCAUCUCUUAAGAGCCAUCAGAAAAUUCACACAGGAGAGAAGCCGUUUUCGUGUUCAGAAUGUGCAAAAUGCUUUACUAGAAAGUCAAUUCUUCUUCUACAUCAAAGAAGUCACACAGGAGAGAAGCCAUAUUCAUGUUCAGAAUGUGGCAAAUGUUAUGCUGAGAAAUCAAAUCUAGAUAGACAUCGGAGAAGUCACACAGAAGAGAAGCCGUAUUCAUGUUCAGAAUGUGGAAAAUGUUAUACUCAGAAAUCAAGUCUAGAUAGACAUCAGAGAAGUCACACAGAAGAGAAGCCGUAUUCAUGUUCAGAAUGUGGAAAAUGUUUUACUCGGAAAUCAUCUCUUGUUCAACAUCAGAGAAUUCACAUCGGGAACAACCAAUUCUGAAUCCUUUCUGUAAAAUAUGCCAUGAAUUUCCAUUUUUUUUCUUGCUAUCAUUUAUAGCGAGAAGACUCAGCUUUGUUAUAAAAAUAUUGCAUAUAUAUUGAAGCAGGAAUUAAAAGAAAAUAUCAGUAUAUUCAGAAGUGUAG
Molecule: messenger RNA, 1903 nt
Organism: Bufo bufo (common toad)
Lineage: Eukaryota; Metazoa; Chordata; Amphibia; Anura; Bufonidae
Product: gastrula zinc finger protein XlCGF17.1-like
Exons: 5
Coding region: 303-1760 (485 amino acids)
Biological process (GO): regulation of cytokine production; negative regulation of transcription by RNA polymerase II; central nervous system development
Cellular component (GO): nucleus
Molecular function (GO): RNA polymerase II cis-regulatory region sequence-specific DNA binding; DNA-binding transcription repressor activity, RNA polymerase II-specific
Source: RefSeq, a predicted model, not a curated record